AUGGUUAGAAGGCUCAUUGCAGAAGAAGACGUGGCCGACGCGUACAAGACCGGCCCAAAGGAAAAGAACCUCUUGGGGCUGGUGAACUACGACGCUGCUCUGCUAACAGCUGCCGUGGUGAAACUGACCUUUCGGGUCAACAAUGAAAGUAGGCAGAACUUUAUCCGCAUGAGUGUGUCAGUUCUAACGUUACAAACAGGCGAGUCAAGUGGAAAUGGCUUUUUCGUGCACUUCCCUGGCUGCGAGGACGACAUCAUCCUCACCGCGGGCCACAACCUCAUCGACGGCAAAAAACGGCGCUACAAUGUCAUGACGGUCCACAUUACAGACCCGCACUCUGACCGGGUUGUGCAGCGAUCUGUGCCGCUGGACGCCAUCAAGAUCUGCGAGCAGUACGCGAACAACCCCAGCGAGGCGUCAGCGCAACACGACUACGGGGUCAUCCUCUUGGCCCGAGAACCAGGGAAGGCGCCGCACUAUGCGUUUGGCUUCAGUCUGCACCUGGGCCAUGAAGAGAGACUCGAUUGCGAUGUCGGGGUGACUGGCUUCCAGCAAGGGAAGAAUGGGCCGGCCGGGACCAGCACUGGAGCAUGCGUGAAUCCGAUCCUGAGUCAAAACCAGCUCGAGUACAUGGCGAAGACGGAGGCGGGCAUCAGCGGGGCGCCUGUUUGGGUUGGAUACAAAGGCACUCCGACCGCCAUUGCAGUCCACAACUAUGGCGCUUCACGACCGGGUAGUCCAAGCAAGGGUACACGGAUCAAUCUGAAGCUCGUCCGGGACGUCUUUGGUUGGGCGGGCAUUGGGGCGACAUCGAAGAUGCUGCGAACGAAAAGCCUGGACGCUCCUCCGGGACCUGCAUUGGGGCUGUUCUUCAGAUACUCAGAAGACGAGGAGCGGCUGAAAGUCAUCGUCCAAGGCCACGAAGACAAGACGUCGAUGCUCUUCGAUCUGCUGCCCGUGUUCGCCCCGGCACGAGCGCCGGCAACCAGAUUCUCCCCACACUACGCGCUUCACUUCAAAAAGCGCUGGAUAUCAUGGAACAAAGACAGUGCGACCGCCACAGCGGUGGAGACGUUGGGAUCUUCGUGUUGGAUCAGAAUCUUCGGCAAUGUCGAAAGCGGUGAUCCAUUCCGAAUUACUGUGAACCGAAACGGCGACUUGUUUGCUCUGACUGUCAAGACUGACAAGAUGAAGGAAUGGCAGCUCGAAGAACCUGGGGAAGAAUUCUGUGGAUUUGCUUUUGACGAGUUCUUUGACGGGGACCCAGGCACAGACGUGAGUGAAUUGAUGAUACCCAUUCGAGGUUCAGUCGAAUUGAGUGCUUGCUACAGGACACCUUCAACGAAUUCGGCCUUGAAUGACGGGCAGUCCUCCGCCAUGGCUACCACCCAUGGGGUGGACCCCCCAUUCGGCUUCAGCGACGAAGACUUUGUCAUCGAGAGUUACGACGAAUAUCCUUCGGGCUUUCGUGACCUGCAAAACGAGAAUCUUUUCCCAAAGUCGAAGUUUCCUAUGUUUCGUGGAAAGGAUACUUCUGCUGCCGCGCAGAAUGCCUAUGAGUCAAUCCAACCUGCGCUCCUCCUCUUGUCGCGAAUCAUCAUUCAAUGCUGGGAAUCUUUCACUGUCUUUGUUAGGCGUCAACGUCCAGGACUAUUUCCACCAGAUGAAUUUCUUGACGCGGAUACAGAGCUGGCUCUAUCCAAGGACGAGACUAUUGGAUACAUCAAAAACGUUAUCCCCGACAUCGAGUUCAACCCUGACAGACACUAUUAUUACUCGAAUUCCGCCGCUGUUUUUGCAGAGACGGUUCUGUGUCCCAAGGCCGCCUCAGAUCGAAUUUCUGUGAACUAUAAUAUCGUUCGACUCUUGCGAGAUCCGACUUGCAGCCACAGUCGGAAACUGGCAGGGCUGGUUUUCCUUGCAGUUUUACUGGGUCAUGGAUUGGCUCACGUGCUUGAGUUCCGCAGCAUUCGUGGCGGGCAACUAUUACGAUCUGAUGAUGAUGGCGAGCCGUUGAACACACCUGGUGUAACCUGUCGCGAGGCUGGUACCGCAUGGGAAACCCGUGCCUUCGGAGGUCGAAUAUACCCAAUCUGCGGCGUCGAGAAUUCCUUGGUAAACAUGCGAGGGUUGUGCAUCAGCAGCAACGCAUGGAAUUUCGACAUGAUGAAAGCCAACGAGAAGUGGAUACGCGAACUGUUCAGAGAGUCGCACUGGACUACAACUACAGCAGUGCACCCCUUGCGAGCACCAAUUGGCAAAUACGCGAGAUUCGCUUUGCUGGAGGACGAGCUGCUGAUUGAUUAUGAACGGCGUGCCUUACCAACAGAGGGCAAGGGCUGUGAACGGGACGUGCGGGUUGAAACCGGCAGUAUUAUUAGUCCUCGGAAGAAGCAUAGGCAAAUUAUACCCGUCAAUAUCUGCGGUGCCAAAAGAGUGCGCUGA
Molecule: messenger RNA, 2445 nt
Organism: Rasamsonia emersonii CBS 393.64
Lineage: Eukaryota; Fungi; Ascomycota; Eurotiomycetes; Eurotiales; Trichocomaceae
Exons: 3
Coding region: 1-2445 (814 amino acids)
Source: RefSeq, a predicted model, not a curated record